This is a messenger RNA of Ziziphus jujuba (common jujube), 1444 nucleotides long. Its product is annotated as peroxidase 25. The record is from RefSeq and is a predicted model, not a curated record. Gene Ontology annotation, molecular function: peroxidase activity; heme binding. The transcript has 4 exons. The coding region runs from base 203 to 1174 and encodes 323 amino acids. Gene Ontology annotation, biological process: response to oxidative stress; hydrogen peroxide catabolic process. Gene Ontology annotation, cellular component: plasmodesma; plant-type cell wall. Lineage: Eukaryota; Viridiplantae; Streptophyta; Magnoliopsida; Rosales; Rhamnaceae.
UUUUCUUAAAAAACUCCACCAUUUUCUUUUAUGGUCCCUCCACUACUGAAAAGGAUUAAUAAGGCCCAAAAUUCAGUGGAACAGACAACCAAAGCAAAGUGGUUUCAUUUCAAGCAAAUCAAUUUAUAAAUAGAGAGAAGUAGUGGAGUAGCCAACUGCAUUAAGGCUCAACUGGGUCUUUGUAUUUUGUUUCACAGUACAAAUGGAAGCAAUUACAAGCUGGUUGUUUUUUCUUGUCUGUUUGAUGGUGGUUUUUCCUGCAAAAGGCCAACUAGAAACUGGGUUUUAUUCUUCUUCAUGCCCAAAAGCUGAGGCCAUAAUCAGGUCCACCGUUCAAUCCCACUUUGAUAAAGAUCCUACCAUCGCAGCAGGCUUGCUCAGGCUUCAUUUCCAUGACUGCUUUGUUCAGGGCUGUGACGGUUCUAUUCUGAUUUCCGGCUCUUCUGCCGAGAGGAAUGCUUUGCCCAACUUGGGAUUAAGAGGGUUUGAAGUAAUAGAUGAUGCAAAAACACAGCUAGAGGCCUUGUGCCCUGGUGUUGUUUCAUGUGCUGAUAUUCUAGCUUUAGCAGCUCGUGAUGCUGUGGACCUGAGUGAUGGACCAAGUUGGUCAGUUCCCACUGGGAGAAGAGAUGGCAGGGCUUCUUUGUCAUCCCAAGCCUCAAAUUUACCGUCUCCUCUUGAUUCAGUCGCUGUGCAGAGGCAAAAAUUUGCUGCUAAAGGUCUCGACGACCGUGAUCUUGUAACGCUUGUUGGAGCACAUUCAAUUGGCCAAACGGACUGCAUAUUUUUCAGAUACCGUCUAUUCAAUUUCACAGCAACUGGAAACUCCGAUCCAACCAUAAACCCAUCAUUCUUACCACAACUUCAAGCUCUUUGCCCUCAAAAUGGAGAUGGAUCAAAAAGGGUUGCUCUGGAUAAAGAUAGCCAGAGCAAAUUCGAUGUGAGUUUCUUCAAGAAUGUGAGGGAUGGGAAUGCAGUUCUUGAGUCGGACCAGAGACUGUGGGGUGAUGCUGCAACUCAUAGCAUUGUGGAAAAAUAUGCUGGAAACAUAAGGGGAGUAUUUGGGCUUAGAUUUGAUUUCGAGUUUAGAAAAGCCAUGAUCAAAAUGAGUAGCAUUGAGGUGAAAACUGGUUCACAGGGUGAGAUUAGAAAAAUAUGUUCGAAGUUUAACUAACUAAAUCCCUUGUACUAUAUAUAUCACAGAAAAGCGGAGCAGAAAUGUGGUGAAUAAAUUAAUGUAAUAAAGAACCAAAUUUAAAAAUAUAAAUCGUCGCCUGAGAGAUUCGAACUCUUGCGGGGAAACCCCAUGUACUUAGCAGGCACACGCCUUAACCACUCGGCCAAAGCGACUUUGCGUUGUGACCGAUAAUCUUUAACUAUAUAAUUGUUUUUAUAAUUUUCAUUCUCCAAUACAAGUAACAUCACAUAUUUACAUGGAAUUAAA